GUUCCUUGAUCCUCCUCCCGGCUUCCGAGGGGUGGCUGACUCUCGGUUGCUGACUCUCUGUCUCCUCUUCCUGGUUUCCCUGCAUCCUGUGCUAGUGUUCACCGGCAUCAUAGCGCUACGGGCCCGAGAUCCUCCGAAGGCUCCAGGGCGAGAAGAGGAUGGUGGUUGUUGGCAUGUCGGUUGGACAACGCUGAGUGAGGAGGGCACUUGCGCCCUGAGCGGCCGCAGCCUACAAGCACUCGAUGUUACGUCCGAGGCCAAGUCCUGCAUCGCAGCCAUCGACAUGGACUGCUUCUACGCUCAGUGCGAAGAACUUCGACAACCUGAGCUGAAGGGAAAACCCGUCGGCGUGCAGCAGAAAAUGUUGGUGAUCACUUCGAACUACGCUGCUCGUGCCUUUGGCAUCAAAAAAGGCGAUUCUCUACAACUGGUCCGGGAGAAAUGCCCGGAGAUUACCAUUUGCAACGGCGAGGAUUUGACCUUCUACGGGCAAGUCUCUCAGCAAGUGUUUGAUGUUGCCUCGCGCUUUAGCUCCAAAGUAGAAAAGCUGGGCCUUGAUGAAGUUUUUGUGGAUGUGACUGAGAAAGUGGACGAGCGUUUGCGGGCAAUGGCAGAUGAAAACAUCCAGGUGCAGGGAGUUGUGUAUCCGGUGGCUGAUGAGGCUGAUACAUUGCGUGUCGACUUCAGCUGCUCCGAGAUUCAGUGUUGGAAGCGUUUGAGUGUUGCAGCCUCGAUAUGCCACGACAUCCGCCAAGCCAUCCAAAAUGAAGUUGGAUUGACGUCAUCUGCGGGUGUGAGUGUAUCCAAGUUGCUGGCAAAGCUGGUGGCAUCUUGGCAAAAACCAGCUAAACAGACCAUCUUUGUACCAACUGCUUCUCGACUCAGCAGCUUGUUACCAGACUCUCUGGCCAUACAAAAAAUCCCUGGGAUUGGUUUUUCGUCAACCCAGCGUUGCAACGCGCUGGAUAUUCAUACUAUUCGCGAUUUGAGUUUGGCUGCGGAAUCCAUUGCAGAUCCCAACCACCCCUUAUUGACUGCUUUUGAUCCCAACACGGUCAAGACCAUGCGUUUGCUAUGCCUGGGCAUAGACAAGGCCUCCGUAAAGGCGUCUGGGGCUCCAAAAAGCUGUUCAGCAGAAGACUCUUUCUGGCAAAAUCCUUUGUCUAACACCACCGGUGUCAAGACAUCUUUGGCGCUGCUUGCAAAGAAGCUCUUGUCAAAAGUCCGCAGCGUAGAGCAGAGCUUUGGCUUCCGGCCAGUCCCGACUUUGUCCCUGACCUUGAGACACGCAGGACGAGACGCUGAGCCACGCAGGGAGCGUCGACAAAUGCAGCUUGGAUCCUUCAAAGUUGGAAAUCCAAAUUGCAAGGGAAACAUCUCAAGUCCCAAGGGCGACCCAUUGCCUACCGAAGGUGAGAUGAAGACUGACAAAGAUGCAGCAGAGACCCUGUCUGUGAACGACCAGCUUCUAUCCCAACAACUGGCAGAACGUGCUUUCGGCCUUUUCCAAAAGCUGGUCCCAAAUGAACCGUUCUCUCUUCACAUCUUAAACAUUCAGGUGGGCUUCUCGGAGACGGUCCCAGGUCAACAAAGUUUGAGCUUCAAGCCGCAGCCACAGCGACACGAGGUCUCUGGCCAGGUUAGCCCGCCAGCGGCGCUGCCAGCUGCUCUGCCUCCGGUGGUAGACCUGGAGAGGGAGGAAAGGCAAGGCGGGCAAGGCGGGCAAGGCGGGCAAGGCGGGCAAGGCGCAGGCAACUCAGCACCCGAGACGCUCGAGACGCUGGAGUCGUUCGAGGCCUUCGAGACUUCGCUGGGGAGCUUGGUUGCGAUGGGUUUCCAGGUGGAUCGAGCCAAAAGAGCGCUGCAGAGCAGCAGAUCUGUCACUGGAGCCAUCGAGGAGUUGUUGAAGAGACCGCGGACACAACUGGAGUCUGUGGAGCUCGUGGAGCUCGUGGAAGAGGCCUUGCUGGAGCGGAUGGUCGCACGCCUGGCAGUGGAUGUCCGGAACUCUGGCAAGCCCUUUCGGCGCUUCAAAAAGUGGCUGGAGGAACAACCUCCCUACGACAUCGUCAUAGAUGGCGCAAAUGUUGGCUUCAACAACCAGAACCGCGAGGGUGGCCUGUUUCAGUACAGCCAGAUCGAUGCGGUCAUAGACAAACUCCGAGAAAAUGGUAGCCGAGUCCUGCUCGUGUUGCAUCCAAAGUGGUUGCGUGAGGAUGCUGAUCGGACAGUGAUAAAGAGGAAGAAACGAAAACUCGACCAGAUCAACAUUGAGGGUGCCAUGGGCUCCUCCGAUGAUUCUGCCGAGCAGGAGGGCGAGCCAGAGAUUCAGUAUCCCUUUGAUUCAAGGCUGCAAGAAGUGGUUGAUCCAAUCACAGAGGCAGAGCGCGAGGCGCAAGAAGGUACGCCUUUGGCCUUCAUCCGGAAAUGGAAGGAGACUGAAUGCUUAGUGCGUGUGCCUGCGAAGGAUUGUGAUGAUUGGUACUGGCUCUUUGCGGCGCUCUCGUCUGCGAGACGGGGCGCUCGUCAUGUCCAAGUAGUCAGCAAUGAUCACAUGAGAGACCACCACUGGCGAAUGGUUGGCAAUCGAGCAUUUCUGAAAUGGCAAGGACGACAUAUGACCAGGGUCAGCAUUUGGUCCGAAACGUCAGAUGUCGAGAAUUGCAAGGUGACGCUAACACCGCCGGACCUGUACUCCAUGCAAGCGCAGGUUUCUGAUGAUGUCUGUGCGUGGCACUUUCCGGUGCCCUUCGUGCCUAGCCGAGCGCAGCAGCUCUCCAGCGGGCGGCCGCUACCACGCAAGGAGAUUGAAUCUGCGGAGUGUCAUUGGUUAGCUGCAUGGCGGCUAGCCAGCUGA
Molecule: messenger RNA, 2857 nt
Organism: Cladocopium goreaui
Lineage: Eukaryota; Dinophyceae; Suessiales; Symbiodiniaceae
Source: the annotation of a GenBank genome assembly